UAUUAAGAUUAGAAAACAGUUUGUGACUUUUGCAUGAAAGGUCACUGCAAAUCUAUUGUCUAAAUAAGUAGUAAUUGAGUUCAAAUGUCGAAUUUCGGUUACUAAUGAAUUAAUUGAAAUAAUCCAAAUUUAAAUUUGGACUAAAGCGAUUUUUAAUCGACUUUUUUACUUAAUUUCUGGUAAACUCGAUUAUCAAAUUUUAUUUUUCAAUACUUAAUUUCUAUUUAAGGUGAAGAAGACUUAACACACAAAAAAAGGCAUUAGUUUCUUCAAUAUAAAAACGAAUGAGUCAAAAACUUGAGGAAAGACCAUAUAUGUGACCACUUAAACAAUCAUCACAAUAUUUAAACUUACUGAUAAACAUUCAAUUAAAUUCUAAAAUAAUUUAUAGAAUAAACAUUACUAAAAUAAUUUAUAGAAUAAACAAUUAAUGCAUAAGGAUAUUUGAUUGCAAAGACUCAAGUUUAAAUUCGAAAAACUAUAUUUAUUCACUUUUAGAGGAUGAUUAGACUAUAAGAUUAAAAAAAAGUAUUUUAGACUAUUAGAAGAUCUGUUCCAAUGUUACUUAUUAUCAUACAAUCAUACAAUCAUACAAUAUAAUAAAGCUAGAUGAGAAUUUGGGCAAGUUUGCCAAGUGUCAAAUUUUUAGAACUCCAUGCUAUUUUAAUUUUUUCUAUUAAUAGAAUAGUUUCUAUUAUUAUCUUUAAUUAAUUUUUUAUUAUUUAAUUAAUUAUAAUGACAUGAUAAGUUUAUAGAACAACUCAAUAGUUGCUUUGAGAGAUGUAGAGUCAUUGGUAUCAAUUGAGAAUCUAAAGGGAAGAGUUGGAAGAAGCGCAAGAGUUGGGAGAAGCGCAAAACAUCAAACGGAAUUAAUGAGGCCUCCAUUUCUCUCUUAAUCCAAAAGCUAAAUAAGUAAAAAUAGUUAAUCGAAAUGUAUUUGGCCAGGGGUUUACGGAGCUGAAAGAUCAUCCCACUUACUUCAGUGCCAACAAAAGAGCAUAGCAAUUCAAGUGAGAAAGGGAUAGUCAGGAAAUGAACGAUGUAAGGUCUACAGUAAUAACAACAACAACUAGCAACACUUCUCUAUGUCGCUCUUCCCACCAAAAAUUACAUACUCCCAACGACGACUCCUCUCUCUCCUCUCCGCGAUCUCUUCCUUCCACCGUACCAUCCUCCACCCUCACAACUCCCUCCUCAUCACUCACUCUACCACUUUCCUUACCCAAGGCAUCUCCCAACUCCUCUCCGAUUGUUUGACGCUCGCCAAGCGGCGGUUACAAAUUUUAAUCUUCCGCUUGCCAUCCCUAUUUUGGCAACACUUCUGGCUCUGGUUCUUUGUGUUUCUGCUAUUGCCUAGGGUACAAGAUGUAUACUUGCAAGAGAUCAUCUCCAACUUCCUCCAACCAUUCACAGUGUUGAAAGCUGAGAAGAACGACUUAAGAAGAACCCUCUUAGAACGACUUGCAUAACUUUAUGGAGAGAAAGUCACAUCUAUGCUUACCGUCCAACAUCAUAUGCAUCAACUUAUCAUGGAUUCGUCUUUGAAAGAGAUUUACAACCCAGUAAGGUGCUUCUAAAUGAGCAUACAUGUAGUUUCAAAAUAUUUGGAUUAGGACAAAAAUAUUAUUGUCUUGGUUUAGGAUUAUGUAAUGUUGUUACUUACUGUCUUGCAUGAAAUAACUAUAAAAGUGUCCUAUCAUAA
Molecule: messenger RNA, 1702 nt
Organism: Vicia villosa (hairy vetch)
Lineage: Eukaryota; Viridiplantae; Streptophyta; Magnoliopsida; Fabales; Fabaceae
Exons: 3
Coding region: 1086-1469 (127 amino acids)
Source: RefSeq, a predicted model, not a curated record